AUGAAGAAAUCUUACCUGAAGCCGGGCGUGUGGUUCGAGCGGCAGCAGAACUACAUCAAAAGUGUGGCCGCCAGCUCGAUGAUCGGGUACGUGCUGGGCAUCGGCGAUCGGCACGUGCAGAACAUCCUGAUCGACAAGCUAACAGGGGAGGUGAUCCAUAUUGAUUUUGGCAUAGCGUUCGAGAUGGGGAAAAAUCUGCCCACCCCGGAGACCGUCCCGUUCCGCUUGACGCGUGACAUUGUGGAUGGUAUGGGGAUAAGCGGUGUUGAGGGUGUUUUCCGCAAAUCGUGCGAGAAAACGCUGGAAGUGUUGCGGAACAAUCAGACGGUGAUCCUCGCCAUCCUGGAGGUGCUGCUGUACGAUCCGCUCUACUCGUGGAACGUGCUGUCAAACAAGAAAGCAAACCGUCGGCAACAGCAAGCCUUCCUUUCGCCAUCCGGUGACGCUGAUGAGGCCGAUGGAGCGGUCGGUGGUCUGCCGAUGGAUGCGGCUAAUAUCAAUGUGACGGCCGAGCGUACGUUGAUGCAGGUGGAAGAGAAGCUGCUUGGCCAGGAGGACAACAAGUACAUCUCAGUCGAUGGGCAGGUGCAAAUGCUAAUCUUCAACGCAAUGAACAAGCGCAAUCUCUGUCAAGUGUUUGCGGGAUGGCAACCGUACCUGUGA
Molecule: messenger RNA, 663 nt
Organism: Anopheles merus
Lineage: Eukaryota; Metazoa; Arthropoda; Insecta; Diptera; Culicidae
Product: serine-protein kinase ATM-like
Exons: 3
Coding region: 1-663 (220 amino acids)
Biological process (GO): DNA damage response
Molecular function (GO): protein serine/threonine kinase activity; protein binding
Source: RefSeq, a predicted model, not a curated record